Biomphalaria glabrata is the source of this 1399-nucleotide messenger RNA. RefSeq names its product dynein axonemal heavy chain 6-like. The record is from RefSeq and is a predicted model, not a curated record. Bases 263 to 1399 code for a protein of 378 amino acids. Gene Ontology annotation, biological process: microtubule-based movement. Gene Ontology annotation, cellular component: dynein complex. The transcript has 8 exons. Lineage: Eukaryota; Metazoa; Mollusca; Gastropoda; Planorbidae. Gene Ontology annotation, molecular function: dynein intermediate chain binding; ATP binding; minus-end-directed microtubule motor activity.
AAAAAAAAGAAAAAGCGAAGACCAGAAAGUGAGGACUUAAAAUUAUAAAUGAUGGCUCCCCAUGUCUCAGAAGACAAUGGAUGCUCCCAUUAGAUCUAUAAAUACGAAUUAGAAAAAAAGAUGACUUCCGUUAGAAGUUUUUAUUAUUGACGUCUGAAACUAACAUGACUAGCUAGCUCUAUUGACUAUUAGACUUUAAUUUACAGUCUGGUAUAUAAACGCUAGAUAUUUCAUCACGAUUCAAGGAAUCUUAGCCACUUACAUGGAAAGAGUUAACUGUGGUGGAGACUACCGUUUGGGUCUAUCUAAGAUCAAGAAGCAUGUGAUUGUCUGUUCUACAACAUUAACUCUUGACAGCCUGAUAGACUUCCUGAAUGAGUUUUAUGGUAAUCCUAACUUAGAGGACAGAUGCUAUCUCUGCCUUAUGGGAGCCCUACAACUUGAUCUAGGUGGAGCACCUGCAGGUCCAGCUGGUACUGGAAAGACUGAAACAACUAAAGAUUUGGCUAAAGCUUUGGCUAUAUGGUGUGUAGUGUUUAAUUGUUCAGACAGCUUGGAUUAUAAGAUGAUGGGAGGAUUCUUCUCUGGGCUAGCACAGUCAGGGGCCUCUUGCUGUUUUGAUGAGUUCAACCGAAUCAAUAUUGAAGUUUUAUCUGUUAUUGCUCAACAACUUAUUACUAUCAGAAAUGCCAAAGUAGCUAAGCUCAAUAGGUUCAUGUUUGAAGGGCGUGAGAUCAAACUGGUUCAUACAUGUGCAGCCUUCAUCACUAUGAAUCCUGGUUACGCUGGACGGACAGAAUUACCUGAUAAUUUACAGGCUUUGUUUAGACCUAUAUCAAUGAUGGUACCAGAUUAUGGUCUGAUUGCUGAAGUUAUCUUGUACUCAGAAGGAUUUGAGUCCACCAGAACAUUAGCCAAGAAAAUGGUUCAAAUGUACAAACUGUGUAGUGAACAACUCUCGCAACAAGAUCAUUAUGACUUUGGUAUGCGAGCUGUUAAAUCUGUCCUGGUUAUGGCUGGCAGUUUAAAAAGACAGAAUCCUGACAAACCGGAAGAUGUAGUUCUGAUUCGAGCGCUUCGUGAUAGCAAUCUUCCAAAGUUUUUGUUCAAUGAUGCUAAACUGUUUCAAGCCAUACUUUCAGAUCUUUUUCCUGGUGUUAACAUACCAGAACAUGAUUAUGGCCAGCUGAAAGAUGAGAUCAUGAACAUCCAACUAGAAAUGAAGCUCCAAGUGGUGGACACGCAAGUUGUGAAAGUGAUACAGUUCUUGGAGACUAUGAUUGUCAGACAUGGUGUUAUGCUAGUUGGACCAACUGUGGGUGGAAAGACCACAAUUUACAGGGUAGUGUAUUACAUUUGUAGCCAUUCUAAUUGUAGUGGUUUAGAGCCACUAACUUAA